CGCGCCUGUCGCAUAACAACCUAGAGGUAUCCAACAACCAACUUCUAAAAUCAAUUACUCAAAUAUUUAUCCUGCAAUUCACUCUUUUAAUUCCUCAAAUACGUCAAUCCUCGCAUACCCCAACUCUCCUUCUACUCGCAGUUCGAGCAAACUCUCAUCUCAUACAGCACAGUCCUAUUAUCGUAUAGUUACCACAUUCUUCACCAUGGGAAACGAUGGCGGCUCCAUCCCCAAGCGGCGCGAGCUCGUAAGAGAAGCCGCCCGACUGCCUACCGCCUCCGAAUUAAAAGCCACGGCUUUAGAGUCUCAAACACACGCCUGGACAAUGUGCCCCUUAUCCGACGCGCCACUCGAUUUCUCCAACACGGUGUCAGACUGGCGGGGGCGACUCUACAACUACGAAUCUGUGUUACAAUGUCUGAUGCCCUCAUCUUCCGAGACGCCCGUAUCAGAGACUCAAGAAUCUGAGUUUUCUCGUACGGGAAUAAAGAGCCUGAAAGACGUUACGAAACUCAAGAUUACAACAAAGAAGGAUGAGAAGGGACGUGAGUUUGCAGCCUGCCCCGUCAGCAUGAAGGAGCUAGGUGCUGCCACCAAGAGCGUGUACAUUGUCCCGUGUGGCCACGUCUUCGCGGAGGUGACUAUGAAAGAAAUAUCCGACACCGAGAAGCAAUGUCCUGAAUGUAGCUCAUCUUUCGAGAAGCGAGACGUCAUACCCAUACUACCGACGGACGAGGCCGAAGUAGAGAAGCUGGCUAAAAGAGUUGACGAUCUAAGAGCAUUGGGUUUGACGCAUAGCUUAAAGAAGGAUAAGAGUGCCGGCAAGAAGAAGCGCAAGGCCGAUGAUGUGAAGGAGAAUAAAACAAGUAGCGAACAGAAAGAGAAAGAUACCGGUAAGACGGAUAAGAGUAAGGAGGAUAAGAAUGGCAUCGCAAGUCGGAUAAAUAAUCCCAUGACUGCAUCUCUCACUGCGAAAGUACUGGCUGAGCAAGAAGAAAGGGCCAAGCGAAGGAAGAUGGCGGAUGGAUAUAAGAGGAGCGAGGCUGUGAGAUGACAUACCAAGAUAGAUACCCAAGAGAAUUAACGUGUAGUUAGUCGACUGAUACCACAAGCUAUAAAGAAAGUUGAUAU
Molecule: messenger RNA, 1131 nt
Organism: Daldinia vernicosa
Lineage: Eukaryota; Fungi; Ascomycota; Sordariomycetes; Xylariales; Hypoxylaceae
Product: DUF602-domain-containing protein
Exons: 1
Coding region: 206-1054 (282 amino acids)
Biological process (GO): site-specific DNA replication termination at RTS1 barrier; mitotic DNA replication termination
Cellular component (GO): nucleus
Source: RefSeq, a predicted model, not a curated record